UCAUUACAGCCCGCCGCUCCGAGAGACACCAUCUAACCUCACCGCCUGUCCCGGGGCCACGGCGGGGCGUCUCAGAGGACAUCUGACCCAGACCCUCCGGGAGCUCCCUCCGCCCUUGACUGCCCGCCGCCGGCCUUUCCUCACCUCGGCCUGCGCUCCCCGCCCGCUGCCAGCCAGGCUUUCAGCAGCUGGGGUAGGACUCAUCCCAACCUUUGGGCACCGGGGUGUGGGGAAAGGGUGGGGAGCAAAAAACAAAUGGGGGCCAGACAGUCCAGCGCCGGUUCCAAGGACAAGGGCCCCAGGAGGACGGGGUGCCUGCGGAGGAGGCAGAAGCUGUCGGCGUGGGAUGAUGCCUUGCUCUCGGGGAGGGACCCCCGGGCCCUGCUGAAGCGGGGCAUGCGCCACAUUAGCUUCAGCCUGGUCACCAAGGGGAUGACAGACGUCCCCGACUUCCUGUGGGGCCUGUCGGAGGUGCAGAAGCUCAACCUGUCUCACAACCAGCUGCGGGUGCUGCCCCCCGACGUGGGCAGGCUGAGCAGGCUGGUGGUGCUGAACCUGUGCGGGAACCACCUGAAGAGCCUGCCCCCGGAGCUCAGCCUCCUGCAGGGCCUGCGGGUGCUGUUCCUCAACAUGAACCGCCUGAGCGAGCUGCCGGCCGAGCUGGGCGCCUGCCGGAGCUUGGAGGUCCUGAGCCUGUCCCACAAUCGCCUCUCCCAGCUGCCCGCCGGCCUCGCUGACCUCUCCCGGCUCAGGAAGCUGAACCUCAGCAACAACUGCUUCGUGCACAUCCCCGUCUGUGUGUUCGCCCUGAGGGAGCUGGAUUUCCUGCACGUGGGCUCCAACCGCCUGGAGAACAUCGCCGAGAGCAUCCAGUGCCUGGGCAGCCUGCAGAUCUUCAUCGCCGAGAAUAACAGCAUCCACUCCUUCCCGCGCUCGCUCUGCCUCCUCGCCGGCCUGGAGGUGCUGAACCUGAACAACAACGACAUCCAGACCCUCCCGGAGGAGCUCUACCUGCUGGGCAGGCUGGUGAGGAUCGCCUGGAACCCCAUGGACAAGGGGCUGCACAUUUCCCAUAACCCGUUAGCGAGGCCUCUGCCGGAGCUGGUGGAGGGGGGCCUGGAGAUGCUGGUCAGCUACCUGAAGGACAAAAAGCACAACUGAGAGCCUGUGGAGGGAGGCAAGAACAGCAGCCAGCUCCCCCAGUUGCUGCCCAGUGGGUACUUCUCUAGCCUGAGCUUUCUCCUCUUACUGUUCGGUUGGUCAAGGUGUGUGUUAAUAUUUGCUAAUUUGUAGUUGAAUGGCAUCCUAGGCAGGGAUUUCUAGGCAGGGGUUUGGUGUGAACUCUGUAUGUUCCUAAUAACCCCCAUAAUAUGUUCCCAAUAACCCCCAUAAUCUGGUCGUAGCAUACAUGGAAACAGGACUUUGGUGUUCUCCAAAGAGAAAUAAUUGCUUGAAUUUUCCUGAGGAGCAAUGGGAUUCGACCCUGGGAACAAUGGUCAGCAGGUCUGAUUCAAUGGGAUUCAGAAGUUAAAUAUUUACUAAGUACGUGCCAAGUAUAGUAUGAGGCAUUGGCAACAUCUGGUGUCAACCCUGGAAUUGGCAACCUGAGGCCAGGUGGCAACAGCAAGACACGGUCCUGCACCAGCCUGGACCAAGCCUUACUUGGGACCAAAGGGCAAGCUGGAGCCCUGCCCUUCUGGCGAUGACCAAGUUAGACAGAGCUUUCCCCCCAAGUUUGGGGGCAACGUGGGGCAGGGGAGGGAUAAUUGGAGGAAACUUGUCUCUAACAUGACUGUAGAGUAACAAUCAAGCUGCUCAUGUUUACGUGUGGUGCUGAGUGACUGGCUCAUGAUGGCUUUUAGAUAAUAAAAACAACUCGAUUUUAACCUGCAGUUUCAACCUUCUUUCCCAAUCCUCUUGACCAUAGUCAUGCCCUGAGCUUUUCUAUAGAUGCCAGCCAAUGCUUGUCAUCCUUUCUAACUUCCCUUCUCCUUCCUUACUGGGUCUGCCCUCUCAGAGAUGAGCUAAUAAUUGAG
This is a messenger RNA of Pipistrellus kuhlii (Kuhl's pipistrelle), 2036 nucleotides long. It is a transcript of the gene LRRC30, whose product is annotated as leucine rich repeat containing 30. Lineage: Eukaryota; Metazoa; Chordata; Mammalia; Chiroptera; Vespertilionidae. The record is from RefSeq and is a predicted model, not a curated record. Gene Ontology annotation, molecular function: protein binding. Bases 256 to 1161 code for a protein of 301 amino acids. The transcript has a single exon.